UAAGGCAAAAAGUCUGAAUUCAUUCAUUUCAAAUGCUUUUAGUCUGUGUUUUGUUAACGCGAGAGCAAAAAUGAAAAGUGCGUGUGCAAUCGACAUCCAAGAAAAAUAAUAUAAAAACCCCCAAAACAACUAAAAAGUGCUGACCAAAAAAAGAAAAUUAAUUCUAAAUUAGAUUUGUUGCGCUCGAUUGGUUGCAUUUGUAAAAUCGCCGAAAAUGUAAAUGCCACACGCAACAAAGAGGCGCGAACCAAUAUCGUAUGCAAAAGCAAAAUAACGUGUAAAUAAAUUCAUGUGUAUGUACAAAUAAAAUUAAAACAAAAAAAAAAAGCAAAAACAUAAAAUUUACAUUUCUAAUAAAAUUAAAACAAAGCAAAACAAAAAAAAAAUCGCUUAGUUACCAUGUUACACAACAUCGAUGACAAUGCCGCGCCAACUGCAACAUUAACAUCAACAUUAGCAACACUAACAGCAGCAACAGCAACAACAAUGGCCCCGACUGAAACAACUGGCAAUGGAACGGAGCCAACAAUUUCAACGCACCUUGCAAAUGCGACGGCGACAAUAGAACCAACAACGGCAGCAACAACGGCACCAAGUGCAACGGAAGAAGAAACAAACACAGCAGCAAAUGUUGUUGUUGCUGCCUCUGUCGCCCCCACUGUUGAGGGUCAAGCAACAGCAACAGCAGCAGCAACAACAAUGACAGUGACAGCUAACAACACAAAUACUAAUACAAAUGCAGCUACGCAGCCGCAGUCGCCGUCGACGUUGAUGUCAGCGCUGUCAGCUGUGGCAGAGGAGCAGCAGCUGCCAGAAUUAGCUAAAACAGCCAUCGCUUUGUAUGCUUCGAGCGCUGAUGAUGUUCAGAUGCGUACACAGCAACAACAGAAAAUCAAAAUUUAUCACGGCGCCAAACAAAGCGCAGUAUGGCGAACCGAUUCGUUGGCAUCCAAUCCAAGCCCAAACUUAAGCCAGCCCAACAGUGUGACCAGCUGCAGCGAAACAAAAACAGUUGUUCCCAUCAGCAGCAGCAGAAGUAGCGGCGGUUAUUCGACUGCGCCAAGUCUGCUGCAGCGUAAAUUCUCCGACAGCUCGUUUGCUGCAACAGCAACAGCGAUGCCGCGUCGCGUGUCAUUCCCGGAGAGUGAUAAGGAGCUUGUCACCGGAUAUCUCGAGCCGGCAAAUCCAUGGGAACAAGCCUACCAGGUGUCGAGCAUUGCCGAGAUCUCCGAACUGUACGAACAAUCCUGUGCUAAGCAUCACACGAAGCCAAUGAAAAACAUUCUGGAUCAUCUUAAGUCGCUCGACUUGAGCCUGACGCGACAGCCAGUGUUGUCCUUAAAAGGCAUCAAUCUGUCGCCCAAUGAUUGUGAACCCCUGGAGGAGAUCUUUAAGCGGAUACAAUACAAGGUGAUUGAUUUGUCCGAGUGCCUGUUGGAUGAGAGCUGCCUGAGCGCCCUGUGCCAGAUGAUUGAAUAUUAUGAGGCGGCCAAUGAACUGGACAUCUCAUACAAUCGCGAUCCGAUGACCGUUCGAGGCUGGAACCUCUGCACGUACAUGGUGGGACGCAGCCAGGAGCUGCAGCUGCUCAAUGCCGAGGGCAAUCAGAUCUCCAAAGUGGGCGCCGAGAAUCUGGGCCAUGCUUUAAGCACCUCCAAUCUGCACACACUCAAGCUGGAACACUGCGGCUUAAAGGGGCCGCCUCUAACCAGUUUCUGCUAUCAACUGUACCACAACAAGAUACUGAAAGAGCUGUGGCUGGGCUACAACGAUUUGGAUUGCACGGAUGCGGAGCAUAUUGCUGGCAUGUUGCGCUUCAACUACAUCAUUGAGUUGAUCGACAUUAGCAACAAUAAUAUACGCGACGAUGGCGUCAAGUAUCUCGUCCAGGCGCUCAUCAUGCAGGCCACAGAUUUGGAGCGACGCAGCGCUUUGCCGCUGCAGCGAGCGCGUGCCAUUGAGGACGAUGAGCCCAUCUCGCCGGUGGAGAUUGCAGCGCCAGUUAGCGAGCAGAGUGUUGAAACCAGCUCAGCCAAGCAAGAGGAAACGGAGGCCGUUCAGAAAGUGAAAGAAGUCGAGCAGCAGCAGCAGACAACGGCAGCAAUUUCAACAGCUGCUGUAGAAGAGCCAAGUGUUUGUGAUCCACCUGUGGCCGUGUUGGUGGAGCUGGAGAACGAUGCCGAGGAUGACAAUACAGAGGACACGGUGCGCACGCUGAGAAGCGGCAAUCAGAGUGCCACCGGUCAGUCCAUGCUCGACAAGUUGCUGUCGAUGAACAGCGACAGCUCCAGCGAAGAGGCGCCAUCCAAUAUCUCCACCGACACAUUGGCCGCUUGCUGCUCCGAAGACAUUAGCGAGUUGAGCAACGAUAACUACGAUGCAAGCAGCAAAUCGCUGGCGACUUCGGCAACAGCAGCAACGACCUCCAUAGAUGAGUCUUUGGCAACGCCGGCGACGCUGGAAGCGGCGGCUUUGGACAGUUCCCUGGAGCAGUUGUCUCCAGCACAACAACAGCAACUACAACAGCAGCAACAAAGUUCCCAAAAUGAACGCAACUUAUGUGAUAUUACUCCCUCAACAGAGGCUAAAACCGUUGAACCCAAUGAAACCUGUGUACAGAACAACAACAAUGCAAAUUCCCCCCACAAUAACACCAACAACAACAACACCAACAACAACUCCAACUCUAAUUCCAACCUCCCCAUCAACAAUAACAAUCAGGCAUCGGCGGCAGCAGGAGCAGCAGCUGUUGUAUUAGCUGUAGUUCCAGUUCCAGUUGCCGUCGAUGUCAGCUCGAGCGGAUCGGGAGUGGGAGCCGGAGCGGGCACCAUUUACGAAGUAACUGCGGAGGAGAGCGACUGCAUCAAUGGGGGCGCGGCGAGCGGAUCGCGGCCCUUGGAUAUGAACAAAAAUGCGGCGAAGGCCAAUGGCGAUGACUUUGAGGAUACGCACAGCACGGAUUCGGCAUUCGAGAGCGCAUCCGAGGGCGACAUCAGCCGGCAUCUGCCCGACGAGUUCAGUCGCCUGUCGGUGUCGCUGGAGAGCACGCGACUCGACGAUAUGGCCAAGGAGAUGGCCAUCGAGACGGCGACGAUAGCGAGCGAGUCGACAGAGUGUCUGCUGGUGGCGGCCGAGGAGGCGGUGGCCUCAACGCCCAUGUCCGUUGAAACGGCCACGACAACGUUAACGACGACGCCGAAGGUGACAAUCGCCGCCGAGUGUUUGACUGGGGCCAAGGAGAAGGAGGCGAGUGCGAGUCCUUGUCCCAGUCCAACGCCGACACCGCCGCCGCCUUCGACAUCGCCGGGCGGCGUCAGCAGCGGACUGCGACGCACCGAAUCCAGUUGCGCCUACCUCAAUCAGUCGACACGCAAUCGCUCCCAGAGCUCUGAUAGUUUGUGCAGCGAGAAUUCGCUGGAUGGCAGCACAAGUGCCGCGGAUCCCCAGCUCGCCGAGAAGCUGACCAAGAACGAUACAUUGUCGCGUCGGCAGUUGACUGAUGCCACCGCCGAGUCGACGAUUCGGGCGCCAAGUGGCCUCAAAGCCUUGGCACUGUGGAGCAAUAAUCUGACCAAGAAUUGUGGACCGAGCAUUGCGGAGCUUUUGUCGCGCAGCUCAUCGCUGGAGCUGCUCAACAUCGGCAAGAACUGUUUGUCCAAUGACUUUGUGGCCACCAUCAAGGAUAGUUUGACCAAGAACACGACGUUGACCACGCUGGGGCUGCAGAGUGCGCAUCUCAGUGCCAAGGGCAUUGAAACACUCGCCUCGAUUCUCACGUUUGGCGGCAACAGCAAAUUGCAGCGCAUCGAUAUUCGGGACAAUAAACUAGAGGUCGAAAGUCUGAACAUUAUUGCCGAGGUGCUCAAGUCCAACAAGACCAUCACUCAGAUCGACAUCAACGAUGAGCCCAAGCGUCUAACGUUGCCCAUUGUGCCGAUAGUAAAUGUUAUACCGCCAACGCCUUUGCCCCAGGAGAGCAUUGGCAGCGAUGCGCACUUGGACUAUACUCGAGUGUUGGGCACCGUGCGUUCGAUGUGCUCGCGCAAUGAGAAGAUGCAGGCCGAGGAGCUGGAGCUGGCGGAGAUGGCGGCGAACGUGGGCGGCAACGGCAGCAGCAACAACAGCAACAAUAACCAAAGCAACAACUCAAACAAAAUUGGCAGCAACAAUUCGGCCAUCAGCAAUCGGUGUCGCAGCGGUUACUACUUGGGCUCGCGGAAGAUCUCGCUGACGUGCCACAGUCGACCGCUGGUCGAUGCAGCGACCGGAACAGUGAUUGCAUCGCCGGCCGCUGCCACAGCGGCAGUAACCACUGCGAUGCCAACGCCGGCUGCCAAACUGGAGGUGAAGCGCAGGGCAAACUCAACGUCGUCGCGUCUGCGUUCGCCGGGUCCCAGUCCGCCCACGAUAUCGCCGUCCUCCUCGCCGAAUCGCAGUCGGUUUCAUGUGUCGCGCGUGGCCGAGCUGAGCAGUCCGGCCACCUCGCCGCUCGCCCAGCUGCCGCCACAGCAUCCACCACAGCCGCAGCCACAACCGCCACCGACUACGACGCCACGCUCGGCCAGCAGCUGCAUGAGCAUCCCAGCUGUGGGCAGUCAGAGCAGCCUGAAUGCCAUUGCUGCUCUGCCAUUGCCCACAUCCAGUUCGUUGCCCUCGAUGGCAUCGGUCACCUCAUCCACACAAACGAUUAAGCGACUCUCGGUGUCGCCGCGUUCCCGUUUCCAUGUGUCCCGCAUCUACGAGGAUCCCCUGACGCCGCCCAUCCACUUGCCACCGACGCCGAUGCUGAAGUCAGCUCGCAAAGCAGCCGCUGCCCAGCUGGCAGAGAUCACGAGCACAUUGGCAACGGCAACUGCAACUGCGACGCCAGUCACAGUCACAGCCGCAACGACAGCAGCGUUGCCCAUCAGCAGUGUCAUCAUUGUGGAGCCGGAGCCAGCGAGUACAAAUAUUCACGAGAAGGAGGACCAACAGCAGCAGCAACAGCCGCAGGAAACGGAGCAGAAAUUGUCGCCGCAGUGCAGCGUCAAUUCGCCUAGCACAUCGUCCAGUUCGUGCAGCAGUUCGCCCAUCUCCUCCAGCACCACCAACAGCAGCAGCAGCUGCUGCAGCAACAGCAGCGAUGUCACCGAUAGCUCUGAGGCUGCAGCGGCUGUAACUGUGCCCCCCGGCAAGAGUUGCCCGAUUGCUGUCUUUGGCGACAAUGACAUUACGCUCACCAAGGAUUCCGCAGAGAGUGUUGCGCUCUCGGCUGCUGCCUCCAGUCAGGAUGUCACAACCACGACGACGACUGCAGCUGCUCCAGCGCAGCCAGCUCAGCGUGCGCGGAAAUCCUCGUGGAUCGCCAAUCCCACGACGGUGGAUAAAUUGCUGACGCUCUUCAAUCCGAGCAGCAUGUUCCAGCGCAGCUCAUCGCCAGAGUCGAAGGCGGUGCCAGUGUCAACGGCCACAGGAACUGGGGCGCCACUCACAAACAACGCACAGAAUACAACCACCACAACAACAGUGCUGGGCGCCAGUGGAGAUGUGAAUGUAACGUUGCUGCCGACGCGGAAGACGACGCCGCCUGCGAGGAGCAACAGCUAUGCAAUUGGCAGCGGGGGAGCAUCAGGUGCAGCGGCAGCAAGUGGAGCGGCAGCUGGAGAAAACGCAGCUGGGGGCAGCUCAUUUCUGGAUACCGCAUCACGGCAAUUGCGUGACUUUGGCAAGCAAGUGUUCCGCCAAAAUUUGUCGUUCAACAACAGCGGCGACGGAAUGAUGUCGCUGAUGACUGGAUCCUCGCAGCUGGAGGCGAAUAAUGCCAGUGGAACGACGGUUAUGUCGCCGGUGGCCGAGUCAGCGACGCCACCCGAAUGCAAUGCGAUGCACAUGCCGUUGAGUCUGAAGCGUGAACUCAAGGAGAACAUAUCGCCGGAGCAUACGAUCAAUGAGGAGACGUUGCAUACGCUGCAGAAACUAUCGCGAGCUGCAGAGGAUGUGACGCUGAAGGCGGAGGCAGCUGCCGAGUUGGGUGACAUUGAGAUUGUGAUGCACAGCGAGGUGUCCGAUUGUCUACCAGAGGCGGACCCAGUGCAGCAGGAGGAUGUGGGACAAGUUUAAAAAACAGAUUGAAAUGGAAAAUGUAAAAGAAAUAUGUGAAAAUGACGCGAGUGCAAUUUGACAAUGUUGAGUAGAAGAAAACAAAACAAAAAAGCAACAAAUGAAUAUGUUUGUAACCAAGACCCACCUCAGCAUUUCCCCUAACCCACCCAACUCCCCUCCUCACUCUCUCACCCACAAACACUCUCUCUCUUCCUCUCUCUUUAGCGUCCUUGUCAAUGUUGUAGCAGACACCUUAAAGUUAGGGAAAUCCCCUUCACACACACCCACAC
Drosophila sulfurigaster albostrigata is the source of this 6371-nucleotide messenger RNA. Its product is annotated as mucin-2. The transcript is spliced from 9 exons. The record is from RefSeq and is a predicted model, not a curated record. Lineage: Eukaryota; Metazoa; Arthropoda; Insecta; Diptera; Drosophilidae. The coding region runs from base 400 to 6099 and encodes 1899 amino acids.